CAGGGAAACGCGUGUCCUAAACCACUCAGCUCCCGUCCAACCUCUUGUCUUUAUUAUCUGCUGCGAGGUGCCUCCAAAUGCGGCAUGUACAGGCUUUAUGACUACAACGGAAACAGUUACCCAGCGUACUGUGAUCUGACAUCUGAGCCUGGUACCGCUUGGACACUGGUGAUGUCAUGGAGUGUUGCUAAUAGCAAGCUUUCCCAGUUUCGUACUCUUCCUUUCAAGUACAACGCACCACUAAACGAGAACUUCCUGAACUGGAAUAUAUACCGCUUGAAUUUGGCCCGAAUGAAAACCCUAAGGACUCACUCUACCCACUGGCGAGUAACAUGCAGCUACCCGACCCUUGGCGUCGAUUUCAGAGACUACCUCCGCGGCAAUUUCAAAGACUUCAACAUCUUUGAUUUUGUGGGUGUUGGCACGUGCAAGAAGGUUGACUACAUCAACAUCCGGGGAUAUAGAGGAUUCCAUCUCACGGCACCGUUCUGGCAGAAGGACAAUACAUGGAAUUUUCACAUUGACAGUAGCCUGAGCACCAGCUGUGACUUUAAGGCCGCGAAGACUGGUGCGGUUUUCAGUGAGGACAACUUUGGCUACUAUGGGUUCAUCAACUCCAAGUUCCGAUGCACACAGGGUACCCACUCGACCACCCAGUGGUGGUUUGGAGCUCAUCUCUAA
This is a messenger RNA of Porites evermanni, 681 nucleotides long. The record is from the annotation of a GenBank genome assembly. Lineage: Eukaryota; Metazoa; Cnidaria; Anthozoa; Scleractinia; Poritidae.